Fundulus heteroclitus (mummichog) is the source of this 2423-nucleotide messenger RNA. RefSeq lists its product as uncharacterized. Bases 169 to 1080 code for a protein of 303 amino acids. NCBI's taxonomy places the organism in Eukaryota, Metazoa, Chordata, Actinopteri, Cyprinodontiformes, Fundulidae. The record is from RefSeq and is a predicted model, not a curated record. The transcript has 10 exons.
UUACACACCCCUGAAUCCUUUUAAAUACCACUUCCUGUACCCGAACUCAGGAGAAGGAACAUAUACGUGGGUAUAUGCAGGUGCAAGAAAAGCCAGCCUGCAAGAACACAAAGCAUUUCGUUGUUUUAGAGUAUAAGAGGCAAAGGCAUAAGAAAAAAAGGAGCAGCAAUGAGGAUCUCAAUCCACUUCAUCAUACUUUUCCUUCGACCACAAGGGCACAUGAGUUCUGCUAACUCAGAGGCACCCAUCGAUUACAAAGUAGUAAAAUGGGGGGACAGUCUAAUGCUGAACUGCACCUAUAACUGCUCGUCUGGAUUUGUCCGUGGCUCCUGGAGGACAGAGUCUGAUCUCUCUCUUUGCAACAAAAGUAAAAGUAGCAGCAGCUUUUGCACUGUGUCCAUCUGCCUAUCAAAUAUUACUACUCAAGAUGCAGAUAAGAACUACAGCUGCUACACAGAAGCUACAGACGACCCUAAACUUACAAAAAACACUGUGCGCAUUGUUUUCCUUCGACUUCAAGCUCAAGACACUGUCCCAAACUGGACAAAUAACCCAAAUAUUGAUCUUAAAAAUACAUCGCUUCCUGCUGAACCAGGGACUUCAAACGGAGGAGGAUUUCAUGGAAUGAAGGUUUUGGCAGCGGCAACCCUGACAGUGGCCAUGGUUCUAGUAGUUUUGACUGUCUUCUUGUGUGUUAAUCGCAGCAGGCAGAUCAGGAAUGAUAAAGGGGAGCGGCUUGUGUCCCGUUCAUGCUCACCUAAACCCCCAAAUGCCUCCCUUCCACCAGUAAAAGGGAUGCCAUCCACUCAAAAUGAGAAGAUAACCUUACGCAUUCCUCCACCUGACAAUGAGGGGGACCCGGAGGUUCCGUAUGCAGAUAUAAUGAUCACCGUCCGAGGGGUCAGUACACCCGAGCUCACUCAAGUUGGCUACUUAGGAACAGGAGAGUGGCGAGGAGAUGAAUCCAGAUGCCACCUGCAAGCCUCGCGUUCAGCUGACAGACUGCAUGUGCCCCAGCCCAGAGAAGUCAGCCGCAAGAUGAGCACCAACUCUGAGUAUGCAGUUAUCACAUAUGCCUGACCAUAGGUAUUUCAGUCCGUUUCUGUUGUGGCCCAGGAAUCAUCCGCUAUUUCCCGGUAAAUUUUCCCAAUCACAUUUCAGUUACUUAUAGACAUACUUCAUGUGUGAUAUAAGUUAAAAAUAGUCCUGUUAUUGCGGUUUUGUACAAGUGCAGACCUAUCCCAUCAAGUCCUGAUAUAAAUGCAGUGGCUGAAACACAAAUAGAAAAAAACUCUAGGUGUAAUCAUGGACGUCAGAGCUCAAGUGUUUUCUUGUUUUGCUGUGUUUGUUACUCUUGAUAGUAGACCUGCAUAUCUGUAUAGGCUGCUUGUAAUAAUUGUAUUAGCUGAUAAAACUAAAUAUGAAUCACUGCAAUUUUUUUACCUUUAAAUUGAUCACUUUAAAGGGACAGAUCAUUUCACUUCAGAAAUACUAUCUUAAACAUGAUACAGUCGGACUGUUCGUCAGAGCCUUUAGAAAACAAGAAAAACGGAGCAAACUCAGAGAGAGAAAUCAUCCUCCAGGUGAAUAUCCACUGAUUGUUGCCUUUAGGAAUCAUUCUGUUGAAGUUAAAAUAUACCUUAUUUUACAUUAGUGCUUUUUACCUUUGUUAUUUUUCAAAGAUUUCAACACUGACAUCAUUGAGCAUUCAGCACCACAGCUAACAACACUUUCUAAAGUGGCCCUGGAUCUCAUAAGACAGUCAGAUUUUUAUUGUAUUAUUAUAAAACAUACAAUAGGCUGAAAUUCUCAAAACGUAAUGUGUUUGAGUCAAAAUCAGAUGAAUUUCUGGUUGUCUCUAGAUUUCAUACAACCAGCAUUUUUUUCCACGAAACCUGCACUCUGUGUCAGGAAGGCGUGAAUUGGCCACAGCUCAUUGCUGUGGUUUUUCUGUAAAGUCAGGUUAGAGAAAGGCUCUUUCUACAUCUAGUGUGGUUAAGGGUUUCUAAACGUUCUUGUAAGUCUUUGUGUAAAAAGAAAAAAAACACAAAGAAAUGUUACACUUAUUGAGCUACAGCAGAUAAACAACAGGAAAUAACUAAAAUAAAGAAAAAAAUAUAUAUAUACAUAUAAAUAUUCAGGGUUGCAUAAAUGAUUUAAACAACUUUUUAUAUUCUUGAAACAUAUUGUGUGUUUUUGUUUCAGUCCAUUGACAACUAAUGCCAUGAAGAUACACUUUAAAUAAUGGCAAGAAAGGCGGACUGAUUGUAAAUAGAAUAUUGAGUGAAGAGAAAAUAUUAAAGAAUUAUGCACAGACAUGUUUGUGCAGAUGAAAAACACAUGUAUAACACAUUGUUAGGUUUUAUGUUUAUGUGGUGUCAAAAUUCACAAUAUUUAUGAUGGGAUUCAUUUACAUGUUAAAC